Trifolium pratense (red clover) is the source of this 1878-nucleotide messenger RNA. Its product is annotated as beta-glucosidase 11-like. Bases 168 to 1724 code for a protein of 518 amino acids. Gene Ontology annotation, molecular function: beta-glucosidase activity. The record is from RefSeq and is a predicted model, not a curated record. Gene Ontology annotation, biological process: carbohydrate metabolic process. NCBI's taxonomy places the organism in Eukaryota, Viridiplantae, Streptophyta, Magnoliopsida, Fabales, Fabaceae. The transcript has 13 exons.
AUAUACCCCCAAAGCAGAUCUGAAGAAAAUAAAUUAAUUAAGUAGUAGUUCAUCUCAUAUUAAAAUUAGAUUCACACACAAAACAAAAUCGUAGACGUUAACUACAAAGAAAUGCAAUAAAUAUAAGUUUGAUUAAUUAAUAUUCUGAAAAAUUCAGCAGAAACAAUAUGGUUUUGAUCCAAUUAUUAGCUGCUACAUUAGUGUUAUUAAUCAUCCUUCUUCAUUUUGGUAAUGCUUAUAGUUUGAGCAGAGAUGAAUUCCCUUCUGACUUUGUGUUUGGUGCAUCAACCUCUGCUUACCAAGUUGAAGGUGCAGCUAAUAAAGAUGGCAGGAAGCCAAGUAUUUGGGAUACCUUCUCCCAUUCUGGAAAUGGGAAUAUGUACAAAGGUAAUGGAGAUAUUGCAUGUGACCAAUAUCACAAAUAUAAGGAAGAUGUGCAACUCAUGGCCAACAUGGGAUUAGAUGCCUAUAGAUUUUCGAUAUCAUGGUCAAGACUUAUUCCAGAUGGAAAAGGACCGAUCAAUCCCAAAGGAUUAGAGUAUUACAACAACCUUAUAAAUGAAUUGAUAAGCCAUGGAAUCCAACCACAUGUUACAUUACACCAUUGGGAUCUACCACAAAAACUUGAGGAUGAAUACGGAGGAUGGGUUAAUCGAAGCAUUGUGAAAGAUUUCACCGCAUAUGCUGAAGUGUGCUUCAGAGAAUUUGGUGAUAGAGUUAAGUAUUGGACGACGGUGAAUGAAGGCAAUGUGUAUGCAUCGUUUGGUUAUGAUCUUGGAAUGUUACCACCGCAGAGGUGUUCUCCUUCUUUUCAAGCUAACUGCUCAAGGGGAAAUUCGUCGACUGAGCCAUAUUUGGUAGCUCAUCAUAUGUUAUUAGCACAUGCUUCAGCUGCAAGAUUGUAUAGGAAAAAAUAUAAGGGUAUGCAACAUGGUUUUAUUGGGUUUAAUCUUCUUACUUUUGGUUUUGUGCCACUGACAAAUACUAGUGAAGAUAUAAUUGCCACUCAACGGGUCCAAGAUUUCAUGAUUGGGUGGUUCCUAAACCCAUUUACAUUUGGUGACUACCCUGAUAUAAUGAAAAAGAAUGCUGGUUCGAGAAUUCCUUCCUUCACCAAAAAAGAAUCAAAUCUUGUCAAAGGCUCAAUUGACUUCAUAGGAAUAAACUUUUACUUCUCAUUUUAUGUUAAGAACAGUCCUGCCAUCCAACAAAUCAAGGAUAGAGAUUACAUGGAAGAUAUAGAAGUGGAAACUAUACAACUUACAACAAAUGAUACAUCUCCAUUUGAGGUUCCGAUUACACCAUGGAUGUUGCAAGGUGUGCUAGACUCGGUGAAGAAAGAUUAUGGAAAUUUUCCAAUUUACAUACAAGAAAAUGGUCAACAAACAUUGAGUAAUUCAUCAUUGGAUGAUUGGUCUAGGGUGAAGUAUUUGCAUGAAUACAUUGGGGCCAUGGCUAAUGCACUAAGGAGUGGAUCAAAUGUGAAAGGCUAUUUUGUUUGGUGCUUCUUGGAUGGGUUUGAAUUAUUGGGUGGAUAUGAAAUGAGUUAUGGCUUAUAUUACAUUAAUGUGAAAGAUCCAAGUUUGAAGAGACAACCUAAACUCUCUGCUAAAUGGUACACAAAUUUUCUUAAGAGGAAACCAAUGGAUCCAAAGGUUACAUUUGAAAUUGGUAAGAAUCAACUUUUUCCUUCACAUGCAUCCUUGCUGGAUAAUGCCAAGUAAUCUCUAGUUUGGGUUCAGAUUUUGCUACUUUGUGCUACCACGUGAAUGAAUAAAAUUAGGAGAUAGUGUAUGAUGUCAAAUAGGAAACAUAGUUGAUUUUUAUAACAAUGUGACAUUAUGUAUCUGUACUAUUAUAUGAUGAUAGUAGAUUAGA